GUCAGCGGCCGCAGCCCGCGAAGGAGACCAACUCCCGCUCCCCGCCGACAUGCAUCUCCGCUAGCGGCUCCCGCUCCCCGCGACCACCACGCGCGCUUCUUGGAGCCUCACUCGACCCCCAUUCUCUCUCUCUCUCCCUCUCUUUCUCGCGCGCACACACGCACGCACACAUACACACACCCCACAGCAGUCUAUUCACUGGAGAAGAAAACAGUUCCUUCGCGCCCCCUCACACUCCACCUCUAGAAGCAGAGGAGCCGCGUGCUGGGAGCCGCUGGAGCUUCUGGAAAUGCGAAUCCUAAAGCGCUUCCUCGCGUGUGUCCAGCUCCUCUGCGUUUGCCGUUUGGAUUGGGCCUAUGGAUACUACAGACAGCAGAGAAAACUUGUUGAAGAGAUUGGCUGGUCCUACACAGGAGCACUGAAUCAAAAAAACUGGGGAAAGAAAUAUCCGACAUGCACUAGUCCCAAACAAUCUCCCAUCAAUAUUGAUGAAGAUCUUACUCAAGUAAAUGUAAAUCUUAAGAAACUUAAAUUUCAGGGUUGGGAUAAGACAUCUUUGGAAAACACAUUCAUUCAUAACACGGGGAAAACAGUGGAAAUUAAUCUCACUAAUGACUACCGUCUCAGCGGAGGAGUCUCUGACAUGGUAUUCAAAGCAAGCAAGAUAACUUUUCACUGGGGAAAAUGCAAUAUGUCAUCUGAUGGAUCAGAACAUAGUCUGGAAGGACAAAAAUUUCCACUUGAGAUGCAAAUCUACUGCUUUGAUGCAGACCAAUUUUCAAGUUUUGAAGAAGCAGCUAAAGGAAAAGGGAAGUUAAGAGCUUUGUCCAUCUUAUUUGAGGUUGGAAUAGAAGAAAAUCUGGAUUACAAGGCAAUUAUUGAUGGAGUUGAGAGUGUUAGUCGUUUUGGAAAACAGGCUGCGUUAGACCCGUUCAUAUUGCUGAACCUCCUGCCAAAUUCAACUGACAAGUAUUACACUUACAACGGCUCACUGACUUCUCCCCCCUGCACUGACACCGUUGACUGGGUUGUUUUCAAAGACACAGUCAGCAUCUCAGAAAGCCAGUUGGCUGUGUUUUGUGAAGUACUUACAAUGCAGCAGUCUGGUUAUGUCAUGCUAAUGGACUACUUACAAAAUAACUUUCGAGAACAGCAAUACAAGCUCUCUAGGCAGGUGUUCUCCUCAUACACUGGAAAGGAGGAGAUUCAUGAAGCAGUUUGUAGCUCAGAACCAGAAAAUGUUCAAGCGGACCCAGAGAAUCAUACCAGCCUUCUCGUCACCUGGGAGAGACCUCGAGUUGUUUAUGACACCAUGAUUGAGAAGUUUGCAGUUGUGUAUCAGCAGCUAGAAGGAGAAGACCAAACCAAGCAUGAAUUUUUGACAGAUGGCUAUCAAGAUUUGGGUGCUAUUCUCAGUAAUUUACUACCAAACAUGAGCUAUGUUCUUCAAAUAGUUGCCAUUUGCGCUAAUGGCUUGUAUGGAAAAUACAGUGACCAGUUGAUUGUUGACAUGCCUUCCAGUGAUGCUGAACUUGACCUGUUUCCUGAACUAAUUGGAACUGGAGAAAUAUUCAAGGAGGAAGAAGAGGGGAAAGACAAGGAAGAAGACAUUCGCAUGAAUCCUGGCAGAGAUGAUGUCACAAACCAGAUAAGGAAAAAGGAACCACAGAUUCCUACUACGACAAACUACAAUCACGCUGAGACCAAGUACAAUGAGGCCAAGACAAACUGGUUGCCCACAAGAGGAGGCGAAAUCUCUGGAAAGGGUGAUGUUCCUCACACAUCCUUAGAUUCCACUUCUCAGCCAGUCACAGAAUUAGCCCCAGAGAAGGAAGUUUCCUUGACUCCACAGAGUGUGACCCAACCUCCUGCUCACACUCUGGAAGGCACACCAGGCUCUUCCAACGAUGGCUUUCACACUGUUAUCAGAUUUCCACAAGUAAACUUGCCUGGGACCCAGGAAUCCUUAAAUGCCAUUUCUACAAUGGAAUCUCAAGAAGUAUCUACUGACAUUAGUGAGGAAGACAACCUACUAACCAGUAUCAAGCUGGAUGUGGGCACUGAUUCUUCAGGCUCCAUUCUUGCAACUUCUCCUCUUCCAUUUAUUUCCGAAAACAUAUCCCAGGGGUAUGUAUUUUCCUCAGAAAACCCAGAGGCCAUCACGUUUGAUGUCCUUAUACCAGAAUCCACAAGAAAGGGGUCGGAAGAGUCAUCCUCAUCAGGUUCAGAAGAGUCUCUGAAGGAUCCUUCUGUUGAUGGAAACAUGUGGUUACCUAGCACUAUAGGCAUCACAGCAGAGCACGAUGUUGGUUCUGGUAAAGAGGGCUUUCUCCAGACUAGUUACACGAAGAUACCAGUAGAUGAGUCUACGAUUACAACUGAGUCAUUUUCUCCAGAUCUACCCUCUUCUCCUCUGGGUUCACUGGUGUCACAAGGUCCCUCUGUCACAGAUCUGGAAAUGCCACCUUAUUCUACCUUGGCCUACUUCCCGACUGAGGUAACUCCUCACCCUUUCACUCCAUCCUCUGGACAACAUGAUUCCGCCCCCACCAUCAACAUGGUAUACUCGCAGACAACCCAACCAGUAUACAACGGUGAGACACCUCUUCAAACUUCCUACAGUAGUGAAGUCUUUCCUCUAGUUACCCCUUUGUUGCUUGACAAUCAGAUCCUCAACACUACCCCCGCUGCUUCAAGUAGUGAUUCGGCCUUGCAUGCUACGCCUGUAUUCCCCAGUGUUGAUAUGUCAUUUGAAUCCAUCCUGUCUUCCUAUGAUGGUGCGCCUCUGCUUCCAUUUUCUUCUGCUUCCUUCAGUAGUGAAUUGCUUCACCAUCUGUAUACAGUCUCUCAAAUCCUUCCACAAGUUACUACAGCUGUUGACACUGAUAAGUUGUCCCUGCAUGCUUCUCUGCCAGUGGCUGGGGAUGAUUUACUAUUAGAGCCUAGCCUGGUUCAGUAUUCUGAUGGCACACAUCAGGUCACUACUGAUGUGGUAUCACAUCAGGUCACUACUCCUGCUGUUUCCGCGACCUUGGAAUUUGGUGGUGGUGAAUCAGGUGUCCCUUAUAAAACACUUAUACUUUCUCAAGUUGAACCCUCCAACAGUGAUGUGAUGCAUGCACACUCAUCAGGGCUUGAAGCUUCUUAUGCCUUAUCUAAUCCUGAGGGGUCCCAACACCUCUUCACUAUUUCUUAUGGUUCUGCAAUACCUGUGCAUGGUUCAGCUGAUCUAUCUCAUCAGGGGCCCUUACUUAGCAGCCCUAGCCAGAGGCCAGUGCCUGAGUUUUCAUUAAUAACCCAGUCCACAUCACAGCUACAGCCUACUCACGGCCUCUCUGGGGAUGGGGAGUGGUCUGGAGCCUCCUCUGAUAGUGAACUUCUGUUACCUGACACAGAUGGCCUGAUGGCCCUUAAUGUUUCUUCACCCAUUUCUGUAGCUGAACUUACCUAUGCAACAUCUGUGUUUGGUGAUGAUAACAAACUUCCUAAAGGUGACAUAAUCCAUGGAAAUGAGACUGAACUGAAAAUGUCUUCUUUCAGUGAGCUGAUGUACCAUCCUGAAAGUACAGUCAUGCCUGAUCCACAUGAUCAUGUAAAUAAGUCGAAACAGGAAUUCCCUCGUUCCAUUUCUAGUACAAAGGGCUUAUUUCCAGGGUCUUCUGCUUAUACAGCCACUAAGAGUUUUGAUCAUGAGAUUAGCCAAGUUCCAGAAAACAACUUUUCAGUUCAACAUGCACAUGAUGUAUCUAAAGCAUUUGGUGACACUUUGCCUAAACCCGUGCUUAGUGCAAACUCAGAGCCAGCAGCCUUUGACCCUGCUUCUAGUAAAAUGUUCUCCUCUUCAACUCAGCUCUUAUUUCAUGAGGCCCUGGCUUCUUUUAAUACUGAAGUUUUGCUGCAGCCUUCCUCUCAGGCUUCUGAUACUGAUGCAUUGCUUAAAACUGCUCUUCCAGCUGUGCCUAGUGAUCCAAUAUUGUUUGAAACCCCCAAGGUUGAUCAAAUUAGUUCUACAAUAUUGCAUCUCCUGGCAUCAAAUUCUGCUUCGAGUGAACACAUGCUGCCCUCUUCAUCUCUACCAGAGUUUGAUGUAUCGCCUUCUUCUCUGCACACUGCUUCACUUCAAGGUUUAACCAUUUCCUAUGCAAAUGAGAAAUACUUUGAACCAGUUUUGCUAAAAGGUGAAAGUUCCCAGCAAGUGGCGCCUUCAUUGUUCCAAACUGCCAAUUUGGAGAUGAGCCAUGCCUUUCCCCCAGAAGGAAGGCAUGCAUUUGCUACUCCCGUUUUAUCCAUUGAUGUACCACCAAAUACACUUAUAAAUAGGCUUAUAUAUUCUGAUGACGUUUUCUCCUCCUCCAAGGGUUCUAUUACAGAUAAGCUAUUUGCUGGUAUCCCAACCAUUGUUCCCGAGGCUCUUGUCAUCUCUGAUCAUUCAGUUCCUUUAGGAAAUGCCUAUGUUUCCAUUACAGCUGUUUCUCCCAAAAGAGACAGUUCUGUCUCCACCACCCAGUUGCUGUUUCCUUCUAAAACAACUUCUGAACUGACCCACAGUGCCAGAUCUGACACUUAUUUAGUGGGUGGCGGUGACAAGGGUGAUAUUGAGGAUUACGAGGAUGAUGAUUAUGACGACCGAGAUAGUGAUGGCUUAUCAAUAAAUAAGUGUAUGUCAUGCAUCUCCUAUAGAGAACCCCAGGAAAAGGCAAUGAAUGAUUCAGACACUCAGGAAAACAGUCUUGUGAAUCAGAAUAGCCUAAACUCAUACUCACUAUCUGAGAGUUCUGAAGAAGAAAAUAAAGUCACAAGUGUAACUUCACACAGUCAGACUGCUGUGGACAGAAAUCCUGAGAAAUCACCAACAAAUGCACCAGCCCCAAAACACAAUGAUGGGGAACAGGAAAAUGGCGUUCAGACUGGUAAUGACCGACUGCCUUUCACCCCAGAAUCAAAAGCCUGGGCAGCACUCUCAAGUGAUAAAGAGAGUGGAUCAGGGCAAACUACCUCAGAUAGCCUGAAUGAGAAUGAGACGUCCACAGAUUUCAGUUUCCCAGAUGUUAACGAAAGAGAUGUUGAUGGGGUCUCAGAAGCAGGUGACUCAGAAAUAACUCCCGGAUCCCCACAGGCCUCCACACCAACUGUUACUAACGGGCACUCAGAAGUGUUCAAGAUUUCAGAGGCAGAGGCCAGUAAUAGUAGCCAUGAGUCUCGUAUUGGUCUAGCUGAGGGCCUGGAGUCCGAGAAGAAGGCAGUUAUACCCCUUGUGAUCGUGUCCGCCCUGACUUUUAUCUGUCUAGUGGUUCUUGUGGGUAUUCUCAUCUACUGGAGGAAAUGCUUCCAGACUGCACACUUUUAUUUAGAGGACAGUACAUCCCCUCGAGUAAUAUCCACACCUCCAACUCCUAUCUUUCCUAUCUCAGAUGAUAUUGGAGCAAUUCCAAUAAAGCACUUUCCAAAGCAUGUUGCAGACUUACAUGCAAGUAGUGGGUUUACUGAAGAAUUUGAGACACUGAAAGAGUUUUACCAGGAAGUACAGAGCUGUACUGUUGACUUAGGUAUCACAGCAGACAGCUCUAACCACCCCGACAAUAAGCACAAGAACAGAUAUGUGAACAUCGUGGCUUAUGAUCAUAGUAGGGUUAAGCUGGCCCAACUUGCAGAAAAAGAUGGCAAAGUGACUGAUUACAUCAACGCCAAUUAUGUUGAUGGUUACAACAGACCCAAAGCUUACAUUGCUGCUCAAGGUCCACUGAAAUCCACAGCUGAAGAUUUCUGGAGAAUGAUAUGGGAACAUAAUGUGGAAGUUAUCAUCAUGAUUACAAACCUCGUCGAGAAAGGAAGGAGAAAAUGUGACCAGUACUGGCCUGCUGAUGGCAGUGAAGAGUAUGGGAACUUUCUGGUCACCCACAAGAGUGUUCAGAUGCUUGCUUAUUAUACUGUAAGGAAUUUUACCCUCAGAAACACAAAGGUGAAAAAGGGCUCCCAGAAAGGAAGAGCCAGUGGACGUGUGAUCACACAGUACCACUACACCCAGUGGCCUGACAUGGGUGUGCCCGAGUACUCACUGCCAGUGCUGACCUUCGUGAGAAAGGCGUCAUAUGCCAAGCGCCACGCAGUGGGGCCUGUCGUUGUCCAUUGCAGCGCUGGCGUUGGCAGAACAGGCACCUACAUCGUGCUAGACAGCAUGCUGCAACAGAUUAAGCACGAAGGCAAUGUCAACAUAUUCGGCUUCUUAAAGCACAUCCGCUCACAAAGGAAUUAUCUGGUGCAAACAGAGGAGCAGUAUGUCUUCAUUCACGACGCACUGGUGGAAGCCAUCCUAAGUAAAGAAACCGAGGUGCCUGAUAGUCAUAUUCACGCCUACGUCAAUGCACUCCUCAUCCCUGGACCAACAGGCAAAACAAAGCUAGAGAAACAAUUCAAGCUCCUGAGUCAAUCAAAUAUACAGCAGAGUGACUACUCCACAGCCCUAAAGCAAUGCAACAGGGAGAAGAACAGAACUUCUUCCAUCAUCCCUGUGGAAAGAUCAAGGGUUGGCAUUUCAUCUCUGAGCGGUGAAGGCACAGACUACAUCAAUGCCUCCUACAUCAUGGGUUAUUAUCAGAGCAAUGAAUUCAUCAUCACCCAGCACCCCCUUCUUCAUACCAUCAAGGAUUUCUGGAGGAUGAUAUGGGAUCACAAUGCCCAGCUGGUGGUCAUGCUACCUGAUGGUCAAAACAUGGCAGAAGAUGAGUUUGUUUACUGGCCAAAUAAAGAUGAGCCUAUAAACUGUGAGAGUUUUAAAGUCACUCUUAUGACUGAAGAACACAAAUGUCUGUCUAAUGAAGAAAAACUGAUAGUUCAAGACUUUAUCUUAGAAGCUACACAGGAUGAUUAUGUACUUGAAGUGAAGCAUUUUCAGUGUCCCAGGUGGCCAAAUCCAGAUAGCCCCAUUAGUAAGACUUUUGAGCUUAUAAGUAUUAUCAAAGAAGAAGCUGCCAACAGAGAUGGACCCAUGAUUGUUCAUGAUGAGCAUGGAGGUGUGACAGCGGGGACUUUCUGUGCCCUAACAACCCUUAUGCACCAACUAGAAAAAGAAAAUUCCGUGGAUGUCUACCAGGUAGCCAAGAUGAUCAAUUUGAUGAGGCCUGGAGUAUUUUCUGACAUUGAGCAGUAUCAGUUCCUGUAUAAAGCAGUCCUCAGCCUGGUGAGCAGCCGGCAGGAAGAGAACCCCUCCGCCUCCCUGGACAGCAAUGGUGCAGCGUUGGCCUGCGGGAAUAUAGCCGAGAGCUUAGAGUCUUUAGUUUAACCUCAAAGGGGUGAGGGGGCCCCUGUCCAAGCACUGCUCUCCUCCUUCUGAAGUUAGACUGGAAAAACAGUUCAGUUCUGUUAUCGGUUUACUUCUCAUCUCCUGACAGUAACUUUCACAUAGGAAUCUCCUGCCAAAUUGACAUCAUUAACAAUGUGUGCCUUUUUGCAAAACUUCUUGUAAUUCACUUACUGUGUUUAACCUAAAAUGAUUGAAUUUUACAGUAUCUUUAAGGAUGGAAUUGUGGUAUUUUUUUCAUAUUGAUUUUAACAGAAUACUUCAUUUUCUAGAGAGUAGGAAUUCCCAACGCUAGAAAACAUGUCUCUGUUUCAGAAUUUUUGCUCUAUUUGUACCCCUCAUCAGAUUUGCUAGAAAUAUAACUUUUAAUAUAGUAGGCUGUAAAUAAAAUACUGUUCCCGGUGAUCUUCAACACUUGCAACUGCAGUAUUCACCUGAAGUAGAAAUAAUCUGAUACUUACUGUAAAUACUGCCUUAGUGUCUCCAUGGACCAAAUUUAUAUUUAUAAUUGUAGAUUUUUAUAUUUUACUACUGAAUCAGUUUUCUAGUUCUGUGUAAUUAGUUUAAUGAUGUAGUUCAUUAUCUGUUCUUACUAUUCUUUCAUGUUUUCUCAGUGAUUAACAGUUUUAGCAUGUAGUUUUAACUUUUAUGGAAAAUAGAAAUACAUGUGUUUUGAAAGAUGUUUUUAUGAGAAUAACACCUUACCCAACAUUGUUUAAAAUGGGUUUUAUCCAAGGCAUUG
Condylura cristata (star-nosed mole) is the source of this 8039-nucleotide messenger RNA. It is a transcript of the gene PTPRZ1, whose product is annotated as protein tyrosine phosphatase, receptor-type, Z polypeptide 1. Lineage: Eukaryota; Metazoa; Chordata; Mammalia; Eulipotyphla; Talpidae. The record is from RefSeq and is a predicted model, not a curated record. Gene Ontology annotation, molecular function: protein tyrosine phosphatase activity; protein binding. The transcript has 31 exons. Gene Ontology annotation, biological process: peptidyl-tyrosine dephosphorylation. Bases 290 to 7279 code for a protein of 2329 amino acids.